CGAGUGACAACAAACAACAAGUUACAACAGGACUAGUCUGUACGACGCGUUGCUUUCGCUGUUAACGUUUAAUACUUUCUGGUUUUUGGGUCCGUGUUUAGCUAGCUUUGUGUAGCAGCGGAUUUGUACAAACACGACGAUGCCCGGACUGUUUACUGAAGCUGGAAGCUAACUAUCCCUCAAUUUUACGAUUUUUCAGACACCCGCCUAACCUGUUACUUGUCUGUCAGCUGCAGCACCUUCACAGGAGACUCAAGGCACUAAUGUGAAGGAAAUCUGAUAGAUGCAGAAAUGAAAGGUAGACCUCCAAAAACAACAAAAAUGAAGCCUAAGAAGACGUCAACAGAUAAAGGCACCUCAGACAUCGUGUCAUCUUCAGCUACAGAGGAAUUGAAUGCUGUGUCAGACAGGAAUUUCACCACUGCCAGCUCUUGUGAUGUAAGUUCCUCCCCAGUUACUGCAAAAAGAGGCAGGAGAAAAACAGGACAGACACAAGAACCCUGCCUGACCUCCACACCAGUGCACAGCCCCUCCACAGACGUCCUGUCCAAUAUUUCAAACUCGCCUCAUUCAGUGAAAGAAGUGGAAUUGGGAGACACUAAAAUCACCACUCGGCCAAAGACGUCAGAGGUAGAUUCAUCAUGUUCCAAAUCAAAAUCCCAAGGCAGACCUAAGAGGGGUCGUGCUACCCUGACAAGAAAUGGUGGACGAAGGGCAUCAAAUGAACAAUUGCAAACCUGCAGUAAAACCAACGGGCCUCCAGCCAAGCGUCGGCGUGGUAGGACGCGGAAGAAUGAGAUUUGCAAUUUAAAAGGAGAAACCACUACUCAGAGCUGUGAACGCCCCAGACCACGAUUUGAACUCCCUGAGUCACCGGAGCAAGAUGAUUCCUUGCUGUCCUCAGAUCUGUCAAUAGAGCUGAGUCACUAUGAGGAACAGCUGCCUUCAUUGCCCUUCCAAGAAGAUGAGGAAAGUGAUGAGGAGGAGGAAGAGCUACCAAGUUUCUUGAUGCAGGCGGACAGAAAGCUCCCGUCCAUUAGAGAAGGUGUGUUUGUGUGGCACAAAUUUAGAAAUUAUCCAUUCUGGCCUGCAUUGGUUAAAAGUGUGAACCGUAAGCAGAAAAAAGCCAGCAUCGUGUUUCUUGAGUAUUCAAGCAUUCAGAAAAAGAAAGGGUUUGCUGUGGCCCUGAAAUCCCUGAAGCCUUUUGAUUGUGAAGAAGCUAAUGAGCUAGUGUGUAAAGCCAAAGAAAAGUUUGAUGCUACAAUUACAUGGUGCUUGGAACUCAAAACAGACUACGAAUUCAAGAUUGCAUGUGGCUCGUUUUCUGGUUCCUUCAUCGAGUACUUUGAUCAUGACAUGAGCUAUCCAGUGAGGAGAAAAUAUCCGCAGGCAGAAUCAGAGCGACUAACUCUGGGCAGUGAUGUGAUGACGGAGGAGCCAUGUGAUGAUCUUAAGGAGGACAGCUUUAGUGAACAGCAGGAGGAAGUAGGCAGGAGUUCAAAGAGACUACUGCCAGACCGAACCCAUGCUGCCCACAACCGUGCUAAUGAGAAACUUGUACAUUUCAUUGUCAAGCAGCGCAUGGUGGAAGGACACCUCUUGGCUGUGAUCCGUGGACAGCAGCAGUCCAGAUGGCUUCGCUCUUUUUUAAGUGCCAGUCGGAGACGGGUGGUGAACAUAUACCUGGAGGAUGACCAGCAGUUGGACCAAGUCUACUGGUACCUAAAUGAGCUCUAUGCAACGGCUGUGGGCAGUGCCUCUUGUCGAGAUGAGGUGAAAUCCAUGGAGCGUGUCCCUUUUGUUCUGGAUGUGCUUCUUCCUGAGGCGAUCAUCAAUGCCAUUGCCGGGGUAGACCAAGUGUCAGUGAAAAAGGCAGAAGAAAAGUACCUAAAAGGACGAUGUAUAAGUAACAGAGAAAGACAGGAGUUUGAUUUGAUGCUUGAGCGGCAGAUGAAAAAGAAAUUCUAGGCACUUGUUCUCGGACCAUAUCAGUCACAAAACUUAAGAUUCUAAGGAAGAGGAUUAAAUGAAAUUUUUUUUUUUAAUUACAAUUUUUUUUUUUUUUUUUUAAGAAAAAGGUUUUGUUCAUAAGUAAUUCAGCCAUACUUGUGUGCCUUGCAAUCAAAGAUAAAUCGCACCACGCUGAUUAAGCUCUCCUUCAUAAUAAUGACAGUAUAUGUAAGCUCAGGACUUCAAGCAUGCAAACUGGAAACCAUAAAUGCUGGCUUUAAAAUCAAACCAUAACAAUCAUGAUCAUAUAAUAACAAUCUCAUGUCUUAACUUUGAUUCAUGCCAGGUUGGUAACAGUAUGUAAACUUUCAAAUUGUGGUUUGAUCAUUUUUUUAAGUUUGUCAUCUGCAUUUGCUUUUGUGUGUUUUUUUUUUUUUUUUAAACUUAUUUUUUAUUAUACAUGUUGUUACACAGUAAAGACUUUUACACACUAAGGGAUGGACAGUGUCACCACAGCUGUAAUCCUGAGCCAAAAAUGUGCUAUUGUGUUCCUGUUUUACAUAAUGAAUGAACUGCUGUCAGUCCAUGAAUUUAGUAAGAAAAUCAUAAAAUGUGUGUGUAAAGAGACGUGCUUAAGUGAAAGUAUUACAUUUUCCUCUAUUUUGUGUAAUUGGAUGCAAAUGAUGAGCCCAUUGCUGUGUUUACAGUAGGGAAAGUAACAUAUUUUGUUAAAGUGAGAAGUCCAUAUAUCCCCUGCAGCAGACAGACAUUUAAACUGACAUUGUCUUGAAAACCUUCAGUUAAAACUCCAUGCCAAGCCUAGUCUCCCAAAAAUUACUUUUGUAUACCACUAAGCUCCAUUCUAAGUUACAGUUUUAGGGAAGCAUAUUUUCUCCCUGUUUACGUUUGCUUAUGACAUAUCACAAAUGUGUUUCCAAUCAACAUGUCUUCGCCAUUUACUUUAUUGUUUUCCAGCGGUCGCUCCUUUUCGACCGGCCGAUCAUACAUUAGAUAGGGCGAGACUCGUCACCCUGGUAACCCAGACAAUGGACAUGAAGCUUCAAACAUGUUGUGAAAGGGUGUAUUUAAAUUCAAACCAUGAUAUUUUCCUAAACCUAACCAGGCAGUGAGUGAACAUGUCUAAAAAUAAUGAUCCCACAGGUUACGCAAACCCUAUUCCUCUGGGUGAAAGGACUGUCUCACUAGCAUGGCUCUUUCAAUGUAAAGAUGUUUUCUACCACAUCAUGCUGUUUCUGUCAAAAUGUAAUUUAAAAUGCAGCUUAGUUAUAUAGGAAUAUCAUUUAUGGGCGAUAGGGUUAGCACGUCUGCUGGGCAAAGCAAGAUCCCAUUAUGACUGCGAAAGAGCUGCAAGAAGGUUUCACUGACACCAAAAGCUCAUUUCUGAAUGUCUGUUUGCUGCAAAUUGACCAAUUGAAAUUUUACCUCUGCAAAGUUUCACUUGUCACUUCAAAAAUAUGAACAUUUGAGAAAAGAGAAAAGAGAUCAUGUGCUAAGCAGUGCAACAUUACCACAUCUGUGUACUGUUUUCAGCCUUUUAUGUUAAUUAUUAACUUAUAAACACCUUUCAUCCCACACCUGAAGUAGUUUUUCUGUUGAAGCAGCUCUGUUCAACGUCAAAUCUUUGAUCUUAGAUCUUCAUCUGCAACUUUUGGCACAGCUUGAGUGACAAAAAUGAGAUAAGGCUGCAGUUUACAGGCCCUUCUUCCUGCUGUUGAUUGCUCCAUAAUAGACAAGUGGGCAGCUUCUCUCACACUGAAACUGUUUAACACAAGGCGAUCACAAAUUAUACAUCUCUCUGCCUAUGCACCACAGGCCUUCCUGAAUUACUUUAGUUUUUAGUUUCCCUUUUCCUGCUUCCUAGUUUAUUCAAGGUUUUUGUUGUUCUUGUGUCUUUUUUAAACAUGAUUUUGAUAUUUCUUUAUAAAUGUGUAUCCAUAUUGUGCAUGACAUUAAAUUAACCAUUACUCUAGAUGUGACUCUACUGCUUGGGAAAUGCAUCAUUUUAAAUAAAAGCAAAGCAAACA
Amphiprion ocellaris (clown anemonefish) is the source of this 3995-nucleotide messenger RNA. RefSeq names its product PWWP domain-containing DNA repair factor 3A. The transcript has 14 exons. NCBI's taxonomy places the organism in Eukaryota, Metazoa, Chordata, Actinopteri, Pomacentridae. Bases 292 to 1968 code for a protein of 558 amino acids. The record is from RefSeq and is a predicted model, not a curated record.